GUUUAAUAUCGCCACUAAAUUAUCAUUGGAAAAACGAUUGGGAAGUAAGCUGGAAUAGGCAAUAAGCAAAAUAAACCUUAAUGGAAUAGGCAAAGGAAUAGAAAAAAAGAAUAGGAAUGUGCAAUGAAUAGGCAAACUUUUAAAUUUAUAUAUCUGAGAGUUGCCGGCAUGCCAAUCCAUCGAACAACAACCACUUGUGACGGGACCAACCACUUUAUUCAACUAUAUAUAAUUUAAAUUUGUUAGGACAACCCUAACGUUGAACAACAAAUACAAGAGAAAAUUGAAUUAAACGAAACAAAGCAAAGCAAAGUUAUGGCAGAUAUUGAAAUACUUCGCCAUUAUCUCAAUAAAUUUCAUAAUUCUGACAAUGAGCUUCGAAAUGAAAUUGGAAUGCAGUCAGGCGAAGGUUCCUCAGGAUCGCAACAGCUAGUGGCGCAAGAUGUUUGUAUUAUUGUAAUGAAAUAAAAAUAUA
Meloidogyne enterolobii is the source of this 475-nucleotide messenger RNA. The record is from the annotation of a GenBank genome assembly. Lineage: Eukaryota; Metazoa; Nematoda; Chromadorea; Rhabditida; Meloidogynidae.